AUGGCCACUAAUGAAAAUCUUCCACCGAAUGUUAUAAAGCAACUUGCCAAGGAGUUGAAAAAUCUCGAUGAAUCCCCUCCCGAGGGCAUUAAAGUAGUAGUAAAUGAUGAUGAUUUUUCAACUAUAUUUGCUGACAUUGAAGGCCCAGCUGGAACUCCUUAUGAGAAUGGAGUUUUCCGCAUGAAGCUGUUGCUGUCUCAUGAUUUUCCUCAUUCUCCUCCUAAAGGUUUUUUCUUGACUAAGAUUUUCCAUCCGAACAUUGCUACCAAUGGAGAGAUUUGUGUUAACACACUUAAAAAGGAUUGGAAUCCUAGCCUUGGGUUACGUCAUGUUCUUAUUGUUGUUAGGUGUCUAUUGAUUGAACCAUUUCCAGAAUCAGCUCUAAAUGAACAGGCUGGGAAAAUGCUGCUUGAAAAUUAUGAUGAGUAUGCUAGACAUGCUAGGCUGUACACUGGAAUCCAUGCAAAACCAAAGCCCAAAUUCAAGAGUGGAGCUAUCUCCGAAUCAACUACUGCUCUGAAUGUUGAUCAGACUAACACCUCUGUGCUUAAUGCUGACAUUAAAACUACUUCAGCGAGUGCAGCAUUGCCUGUGCCAGUGCCUGCAACCAGAGGAAAUAGUCAGGAACAGGCCGCCACCUCUGUGCUUACCUCUGCUACAGUCAUUUCUACUGCUUCUGCACCUCAAAAGAAGGAAGUAAAAGCUCUGGUGGACAAGAAGAAGAUAGAUGCCAGAAAGAAAAGUUUGAAAAGAUUUGGUCUAAACCCUGCCAAAUUUGACAAAGUUGACGAGGCCUUCGAUAUCCAAAGUGGUUUUAGUCAAGAAGUCCCCGUCAAGGUGGUGACUAUUCCUAUUGCAAUGAUAAUUGAUAUUAAUAUUGAAGAUAACAAUAUUGAAAAUAUUGAUGAUUUUGGAUUUGUAAAGGUGAGGUGA
This is a messenger RNA of Sphenostylis stenocarpa, 933 nucleotides long. The record is from the annotation of a GenBank genome assembly. NCBI's taxonomy places the organism in Eukaryota, Viridiplantae, Streptophyta, Magnoliopsida, Fabales, Fabaceae.